This is a messenger RNA of Saxophila tyrrhenica, 444 nucleotides long. RefSeq names its product Ubiquitin-conjugating enzyme E2 4 (gene UBC4). Bases 1 to 444 code for a protein of 147 amino acids. Gene Ontology annotation, cellular component: nucleus. Gene Ontology annotation, biological process: protein polyubiquitination. The transcript has 5 exons. The record is from RefSeq and is a predicted model, not a curated record. Lineage: Eukaryota; Fungi; Ascomycota; Dothideomycetes; Mycosphaerellales; Extremaceae. Gene Ontology annotation, molecular function: ubiquitin conjugating enzyme activity.
AUGGCGUUGAAGCGCAUCAACAAGGAACUCACAGAUCUCGGCCGCGACCCACCGUCUUCAUGCAGCGCAGGUCCGAUAGGCGAUGAUCUGUUCCACUGGCAGGCAACCAUCAUGGGCCCCGGCGACUCACCAUACUCCGGCGGCGUCUUCUUCCUCGCCAUCCACUUCCCCACCGACUACCCCUUCAAGCCGCCGAAAGUCAACUUCACCACCCGCAUCUACCACCCCAACAUCAACAGCAACGGCAGCAUCUGUCUCGACAUCCUCAGGGACCAGUGGAGCCCGGCGUUGACGAUCUCGAAAGUGCUGCUCUCGAUCUGCUCGAUGCUCACAGACCCGAACCCCGACGACCCGCUCGUGCCCGAGAUCGCCCACGUCUACAAGACCGACCGCUCGCGCUACGAGUCCACGGCGCGGGAGUGGACUAGGAAGUACGCCAUCUGA